Messenger RNA from Silurus meridionalis, 4548 nucleotides. It is a transcript of the gene loxl2a, whose product is annotated as lysyl oxidase-like 2a. Lineage: Eukaryota; Metazoa; Chordata; Actinopteri; Siluriformes; Siluridae. The coding region runs from base 369 to 2603 and encodes 744 amino acids. The record is from RefSeq and is a predicted model, not a curated record. Gene Ontology annotation, biological process: peptidyl-lysine oxidation; sprouting angiogenesis. Gene Ontology annotation, molecular function: protein-lysine 6-oxidase activity; copper ion binding. Gene Ontology annotation, cellular component: membrane. The transcript is spliced from 14 exons.
UCUCUCUGAAUGUAAAGCCUUAUUGUUUUAGUAAAUCAGCAGUUUUCUGAAAGUGCUCCUCAGGAACGCUGACGAGAAACCUAAAGACUUGCCAUGUCGUCAUCGCCGUUCCAGCGCGUGCACGUGUCUCCCCAAAGUAACGGGUCUGUUUUCACGUUCCGGAGGCAGGAAAAGAGGAGGAGAAGAGGAGGAGAAGGGAGAAGGAGAGAACAGUGAAAAGCCCUGAAGCCCUGGGAGAGUGGAGAGGCGGUGCAGUUAAAAGCACAGCAGGACACGACAGGACACGACACGAGCGCUGGACUGAAGGAGCAGGACAACUUCAUACCAACCGAAUCAAUUUACACUAUCUCAGCUGAUCUACAGUAUAGAUGUGUGUGAUGAUGAUGGCCAUGCGGUCAUUCUCCAUGUCCGUGGUGGUGUGUGUGUUGGCCAUGUGUGUGUGCCUAAGUAUGGGCGAGCCCAUCACUUUGCGUCUUUCUGGAGAAAAGCGUAAACACUAUGAGGGAAGAGUGGAGGUGUAUUAUAAUGGAGCGUGGGGGACGGUGUGUGACGACGACUUCGACAUCGCUGCCGCACAAGUAGUGUGUAGACAGCUCGGCUUCCUCUCCGCUGUCUCUUGGUUUCCGUCUGCUAAAUACGGCCAAGGAGAAGGUCCUAUCUGGUUGGACAAUGUACACUGUACAGGGAGGGAGGCUUCAGUCUCCGACUGUAUAUCAAACGGGUUUGGGGUUUCAGACUGUAAACACUCGGAGGAUGUCGGAGUCGUGUGUACACAAAAACGCAUCCCGGGAUUCAAACACAUCAGCACUAACAGCAACGAAGUGGAGACUCUGGAAGUGCGAGUAGAGGACGUGCGUAUUAGAGCCACCUAUUCCCAACGUAAGCGUACUCCGAUCACAGAGGGCUUUGUGGAAUUGAAGGAUGAGGGGAAAUGGAGGCAGAUCUGCGACGAGAACUGGACUCAACAAAACAGCCGUGUGGUGUGUGGCAUGUAUGGCUUUCCCGGAGUGAAGGGCUUCAACACUAAAGCCUACAAGCUUCUGUCUCAGCGCAGGAAGAAGAACUUCUUUGGUUUUUCGGUGAACUGCACAGGAAAUGAAGCUCAACUGACUGAGUGCAGGAUGGGCAAGGCACUGAAAGUCGCAAAAAAUCUGAAUGCCACGUGUGCCCAUGGAAUGCCUGCUGUGAUCAGCUGUGUUCCCGGAAGAGCCUUUGCACCCACACAGUCCUCUGGAUACAGAAAGGCCUACAGAGCAGAGCAACCCCUGGUGCGUCUGCGUGGAGGAGCGAAAGCGGGCGAGGGUCGAGUGGAAGUGCUGAAGAACGGCGUUUGGGGAACAGUGUGUGACGAUAACUGGGAUAUGAAAGCCGCCAGCGUAGUGUGUCGAGAAUUGGGCUUUGGCACUGCUAAAGAAGCUCUAACUGGGGCACGAAUGGGGCAAGGAAUGGGCCCGGUACACAUGAACGAGGUGGGGUGCUCAGGGUUCGAGAAGUCCCUGACUGAGUGUUAUUUCAACAAAGAAGCUCUGGGCUGCAGUCAUGAGGAGGAUGCAGCUGUGAAGUGUAACAUCCCUGAUAUGGGCUUCCACAACAGGCUGCGUCUGAGCGGAGGCCGGAACCCGUACGAGGGCCGUGUGGAGGUGCUGGCGGAGAGAAACGGCUCGAUGGUGUGGGGAACGGUGUGCAGUGACAGCUGGGGAAUCAUGGAGGCCAUGGUGGUGUGCAGGCAGCUUGGAUACGGCUUUGCUAAUCAUGCCUUUCAGGAGACGUGGUACUGGCAAACUCAGGUUGGCAGUAAUGCUGUAGUGAUGAGUGGAGUUCGGUGUUCAGGCACCGAGAUGAGUCUGGCUCAGUGUCUCCAUCAUGGGAAACAUGUCAAUUGCCCCAAAGGAGGAGGACGAUUUGCUGCUGGAGUCUCCUGCACUGAGAGCGCUCCAGACCUGGUGCUAAACGCAGAGAUCGUUGAACACACCACGUAUCUGGAGGACCGGCCGAUGUACGCUCUGCAGUGCGCUCACGAGGAGAAGUGUCUCUCCAACAGUGCCAACACAGCAGAUCCGUCCUCGUACCGACGGCUGCUGCGCUUCUCCUCACAGAUCCACAACAACGGCCACAGCGACUUCAGACCCCGCAACGCACCCCAUGCCUGGGUGUGGCACGACUGUCACAGGCACUACCACAGCAUGGAGGUUUUUACUCACUACGACCUUCUGAGUAUGAACGGCACUAAAGUGGCCGAAGGGCACAAAGCCAGCUUCUGUCUAGAGGACACCGAGUGUGUUGAAGGUAUACAAAAGCGUUACGCAUGUGCUAAUUUCGGUGCUCAGGGGAUCACAGUGGGAUGUUGGGACACGUACAGACACGACAUCGAUUGCCAGUGGAUCGACAUCACCGACGUCAAACCCGGAGAUUAUAUAUUCCAGGUUGUAAUUAACCCUAAUUAUGAAGUCGCUGAGUCGGAUUACACUAAUAACAUCAUGAGCUGUAAAUGUCGCUACGAUGGAUAUCGGAUCUGGACCUAUAACUGCCAAACAGGUGGCUCUAGAAGUUCGGAUGUCGAUGAAUUCACAGGAAUAAUGACCAACAGUCUUCAGCGCAGGUAGAAAACCAACCAAAGAGAGGGAAGUGAAGAGUGGAGAGGAGCCCAGUCGGACUUCAAACACGAGAACCAACCACUAUAGGAGGGAUGCCGACGUGACCAUCCUGCACCCGUGAUCACUUUGUUUACUGCCUAUAAGACGUGACGUCUAUCAUUACAUGCCACCUUCACUAGAGCUCUAUACUGGUAUCUCAAACAAAAUACACGAACCGAACAUGAUCCCCAGCUUCUCGACUUCAUAGUAAUUUAUUGUAGUAGGAAACAUAGAAAGGUAGAAAUACUGAGCUUCGAAAGCCAAGUUUGUUUAGAAUGUAACAGAUAUUUUUUUCAUAGUGGUGUCGUACUCAGACUGUUUUCUGUUUUGACGCUUUAAAAUAAAAUGGCCACGAUGUUCCCCCUGUGGCAGAUGUAGUCGAUCAGCUAAGAUACAUUCGCUUCCUUUGUUUUGCGCUGGAUCUUCACUGCUAAUGUAGCUAACAAGUAAGGGAAGCAUUCUGCAAAGUGCUUGAAUAAACCAUUUGCCUGAUAUUAUCAUCAGGAUAAUUUCUAACACACAAUUUCACUCUUACACUCCUGAACCUCAAGCUGGUGCUGCGUUUAACCAAACUGUGAUAAGGCUUCAAAAAAUGGAGCUUUAAAUGUUCUCGUCAUCCUUUUGUUUCAUUUUAUAUAUAUACACCGGUUUGUCAUACAAUGUCAAAAACCACUUGAAACCACACAUGAAAAAAAACGUAGGUGCUGAAAAACUCAAUGGAAUGAUUAACAUAUGCAGUAAGAACAAUGCUAGCAUCUUUAUAACUAGCCAGUGUUAUGCUACACUCAAAAACUGUACUGUUGGCAUCAUAUUUAUGAGAAGACUCCAGAUAAACAGACCACCAGUGUGUUAUUUACCCCAAGUACAAAAAAAACAAAACAUCUGCUAAUUAUUUUCCCUGUUAUUUGAUUAAACACGCCUAAAACAUGUUUACUAGCUAGCUAAUCCUCAGCCAUGGCCGUUAGCUAGUCAAAUUUCUUUCUGAACCUACUGAAGAGUUGAAAUCUUUCCUUUACUUGUUAGCUGAUUCGACGCGGAGCUCCAGUGCAAACGAGUACAAUUCCUGAGUCAAACAGACUCACGUUAUACUAAAGGUAGCUGUAAUGAUGGUGUGACGUUUAAGCCUAAAAGAUGUUUUACUCAAGGUUUACAACCUUUACUUCCACACUCACCUCGUUCAAAUCAGGACACACGUACUGUACUGAAUACAAUGAUCACUUGAAAUGAGCUGUGUGCCAAGAUUAAAGUUCCAUAUCGCAAUCAGGGUUUUAUAAAGAUAAUGGUAUAAUCGUCAACGAUUUAUUCUUAAACAAUUGCAACAAAAACACUAGCAUUUCUGUAUUCAUGGCUAGCACAGUACGCUGUUAUAGCACGAGCUAACAGACAAACCUCAGCGAUCCGAAUGGAACUUUUGUCGAUCUAUGAACCAAAACUUUAUCAAGAUUUUCGCUACACGUCUACUUGAAAACGAACUGUAACGUCGAAUUUCUGACCUCCAGUGAAAUCACGCCCUGCUUACGCCACGCGAUAUGUAGCGCUUUUCUUUCGCAUAUUACUUUCAUAUUUACAGCUUGCUUGUUUUUAUGAAAUUCGGCCGAUUUUAUAAGAAAUGCUGCUCGACAAACGAAACCAUUUUCCACUCAGUCAGAUUCUCUGGCUGAACAGACAAUUCAUCGAGCAUGCCAUGUAAUUUAUUCUCACCAGGGGAUCAGGGAUUAUUUUUUUCUUCUGUUCAUUAUGAUCGAUUUAAAAAAAAGCAAUGUGGAACUAGAAAUCUUUCAUGAACUCGUGCCCCUCCGUUUUAUGAGGGCGUUUACAGCCAUUCGAGAGGUUAACGCAUCAUGAUGUGUUUACUGUUGAAUGUAUGAUUCACAUUGUGCCUUGUGUUCUAUAAUAAAAACAUAUUUAUGAGUCA